Penicillium atrosanguineum is the source of this 1083-nucleotide messenger RNA. RefSeq lists its product as uncharacterized. The record is from RefSeq and is a predicted model, not a curated record. Lineage: Eukaryota; Fungi; Ascomycota; Eurotiomycetes; Eurotiales; Aspergillaceae. The transcript is spliced from 2 exons. Bases 1 to 1083 code for a protein of 360 amino acids.
AUGGAGGAUAGAGGGAAGCUCCGGUGGAUGAGCUCGACGAAGCUGCGUCACGGGGUUGCCUGGGGGUCAUGUGACCCUGGCUACGCCGCGCGAUCGAAGUGCGGCCCAACUACAGUUUUGGGCAUUUGCCUCGGUGGGGGAAAUGGAGGAUACAAGAUUGAUAGUCUCUAUUUCUAUUUCUAUUUCUACUCUCUUCCUUCCCUUGGACUUCACAUAAACACUCGGCUCGUCUGGAAAUCUCUAUACGACGGUCUGUUUCUUAUUGUUAUUGUUAUUAUCUUCCCUGAGACCUGGAACCUGGAAACUGGAACCAUGUCCUCUUCCAUCUUACAUCAAUGCCCGUCCUGUGGGCAUGCGUCUGAUAUCUCCCUUUCCCUCGCUGCUUUCAUCGAGAACCCCAACUGUAACCAGUGUGGCCUGUCUGCAUCGGAGAGCAAUGGCAAGCUGCAGGAUGAGCUGGUUGCUUUGUUCGACCGACAGAUGACCGUGGCACAGUUGCCUCUCUCCCAGAAUGAACCGAUCACCUAUAUCUCCCAACACUAUCACCAUUCUUCCCACGUAGUCCCUCCCCCGAUUUCGCAGCCUUCGAUCUUUCCGACAACCCAGAGCGUCCAUGAUGUCUUGAGGCAGCACGGACUUGACCCCGACACCUUCUCGGCCAGUCAGCUGGCACUCUUCCAGCAUGCGGACGUGGACCAACAACAGCGUUUGAUCCAAACGUGGCAAGUCUACUCGAGGUCGGAACGGGCCACGGUUAUACCAAUUUGCCAAAAUAUACAAUCUUUUCCCGCAAAGCCCGCUGAGGACCUCGAGAUGAACGACCAGAUAGAUAGUAUCAGAGAUGACCACGCUGGCCUUGCAGAGCCCUAUAUGGUAUCAGGCUAUGAGGCUGCUCCGCCUAAGGAACCAUCCACCGGAGCGCCAUAUACUUCGUCUACAGAUCCCGUCUACAGAAGCCAGCAGCAACAGUGGUGGGAGCUGACCCAAGUGGGACCGAUGGAGUCGCAAUACGGAGCAUAUGAGGAGAUGAACCGGUAUCAUGCGGCUUGUGGGGUGGUUCAACCAAGCUGGUGCCAGAACUGA